CUCUCCUCUCUACUCUCUCCUCUCUCCCUUUCUACCUUCUCUCCCCCUGCACUAAAAGCCUGUUGGGGGCUGCGCUGACUGGCGCACGCCGGAGCCGUCCAAUCCUUUGUUUUUUUGUUUUUUUAAAGCCCAUCGUUUGUUUAAGAAAUGGCGGAAAUGGGUGAGAAAGCUGGUGGUGGCGGGUGGUGGCGGCUGAUGAAGUCGCAGCCGGAGAGGGCGGCGGCCAAGGUGAUGGAUGCGGGGAAGAAGAUGAAGAAGCUGGGUGAAGACGAUCCGAGAAGAGUGUUUCACUCGCUCAAAGUGGGGCUCGCACUCACCUUGAUCUCCCUUUUCUAUUGCUUCCAGCCCAUCUACGACAGCUUCGGUACCAACGCCGCCUGGGCUGUCAUGACCGUCGUCGCCGUCUUCGAAUUCUCUGUUGGAGCAACUCUUGGGAAAGGCAUAAACAGGGGACUGGCAACACUGGUCGCCGGAGCUCUAGGCGUCGGAGCUCAUUACGUGGCCUGCCUCUGUGGACACACCGCAGAGCCCAUCCUCCUUGGCUUCUUCGUCUUCCUUCAAGCGGCUGCGUCGACAUUUCUUCGAUUUUUUCCGGCAAUAAAGGCGAGAUACGACUACGGGAUACUGAUAUUUAUACUGACAUUCUCGUUGGUGUCCGUAUGGGGAUUUUGGGACGACGAGAUUUUGGAGGUGGCUCAGAAGAGGCUGUCGACCAUCCUCAUUGGCAGCUGCCUCUGCGUGAUCAUCUCCAUCUUCCUUCGCCCGGUGUGGGCCGGUGAAGAUCUUCACAAUCUCAUUGCUUCCAACUUGGAAAAGCUCGGCACCUUCUUAGACGGAUUUGGAGGGGAAUACUUUAACACAGUGGACAGUGCUGGAGAGUCCAAUAAGGAGGAUAAGUCAUUUCUUCAAGGCUAUAAAAGUAUUCUCAAUUCAAAAGCCAGUGAGGAAUCCUUGGCUAAUUUUGCAAGGUGGGAGCCGGGUCACGGGAGGUUUAAGUUCCGGCAUCCAUGGCAGCAAUACCUAAAAAUUGGAACUCUUGUUCGGCAAUGUGCCUACCGGAUAGAAGCUCUCAAUGGCUACCUUUCCUCCGAGAUUCAAACCCCACAAGAAAUUCGCCAGAAAAUUCAAGAUGCAUGCAUUGAAAUGAGCUCCGAAACAGGGAAGGCACUAAUGGAAUUAGCACUCUCCCUCGGGCACAUGACUCAAACGUCUUCCGCCAACCCUCACGUCGCCAAUGCCAAAACCGCCGCUAAAAACCUCAAUUCCUUACUCAAAUCAGGCCUGUGGGAAGAAAUCGCCGAAAGCGACCUCCUAGCCGUAAUCCCGGCGGCCACUGUGGCCUCCCUCCUAAUUGACGUCGUUUUCUGCACCGAGAAAAUCGCCGACUCCGUUCGUGACCUUGCCUCUCUAGCACGUUUCAAGUCCAUAGACCCAACGGUCUCCCAGGAAAACUCACAACCGCGCGACUGCGAGUCACUGUCAAAGGUGGACUGCGCUGACGUCGUCAUUGAAAUGAGUACUGGACCGUGGCCGGAGACUGUGACUUCUGCGGCGCCGGCGCACCAGGAAAAGUCACAACCGUGCGACUGCGAGUCGCUGUCGAAGGUGGACUGCGCUGACGUCGUCGUUGAAAUGAGUACCGGACCGCCGGGAACUGUGACUUCUGCGACGCCGGCACACGCCACUGCCCGACCAGCUGAAGUGUAAA
Molecule: messenger RNA, 1708 nt
Organism: Malania oleifera
Lineage: Eukaryota; Viridiplantae; Streptophyta; Magnoliopsida; Santalales; Ximeniaceae
Product: aluminum-activated malate transporter 2-like
Exons: 7
Coding region: 148-1707 (519 amino acids)
Biological process (GO): malate transport
Cellular component (GO): plant-type vacuole membrane
Source: RefSeq, a predicted model, not a curated record